AUGCCAAACAUCACCGGUCAGACACCCCCUCACGAGUCACCGCUCAUUGAGCUCAACGCAAACGCUUCGGAGUUCAGUGUCUUCGCGGCCGUCAGACAAUGGGUUCUUCAGAAACAACUCAAAGACUACGUUACGAGUGCAGUCAUUGUGAAGGCAUUGCACCGACACUACGGAACAGACACUCCAUUCGUGCGGACACUCGACAGACAGGCGUUCAUACGAGACGUGAGGGAUAGGGAGGAAUGGGGUGAUGACACGGACUGUGAACUGAGUUUAUUGGACACCAAAUACUGUACUCAACAAACACUCGACGCACUGUCCGUCCGCUUCACAAACGCUAACUUUCCUCUGCAUCCCAACCCUUACAUCAAAUCAGACUUCCAUUGCGAAGAGCUUUUAAAAUCUCAAUUUGAUCGGGUUUUGGAUAAUUACUCCGAAGGAUUAGUAGUCCGGGAAUUUGUGUUCGGAUUCGCCAUCACUUUGUUUUAUUGCAUCGAAGGCAUCGAUUGUCUUAAGUUAAGAAAGCCUCGAUUCGUUGAGUCGUUAUUCGGGAAACACACGAAAUUCACGGCAAUCCCCGACAUCACUGCAUACAAAGGCAAAGAAGUUGUGUUUAGUGUUGAACUGAAGGCCAUAAUAGAAGACAAUGUCGAAGAAUAUCUGAAGGCCAGGGCCCAGACAGUCAGCGGCGCCAUACUCUCUGCUCUACAUAACCACGACAAUCGGAUUAAGGACUGCGACCACCAGAACCACUCAUCCCUGUGGGCACUCCUAAUUCGGUCUCAAUUUUUCCAUUUCUACUCUUUGGACAUAAGUUCCCAAUAUCUGAAACACUUGAGACACAGCGCUGUCAUUCCUCGAUCGCAAGAAGUGGUCGUAAAGGAGUACAAAACUCUUGACUUCACGCAAGCGCCUCAUCAGCGAGUGAUUGCCCACCACUUGAAGAAUAUCUUCAAAAGCGAGAAAAUUCCCAACCGACCACUUCUCACAACGCGGACAACAACACAGCAAAUGGUAUCGAGUGAUGACGAGUCGAGUGAUAACAAGCAAACAGAGUCUGUGAUGAAGAUCCCGAAAGUGGUUGGCUUUGGUCUCGAUCUCAUGCAGACGUCCGUCAAUAAGGACGCGAUUAAUGAGGAAACGGAUGACAGGAAUGGCGACCAACAGAUCGAUGUGACGGAAGACAUAACGGAGCCGUUGUGUGGGUUCGGACAG
Molecule: messenger RNA, 1215 nt
Organism: Oppiella nova
Lineage: Eukaryota; Metazoa; Arthropoda; Arachnida; Sarcoptiformes; Oppiidae
Source: the annotation of a GenBank genome assembly